UCGCUAGAUUUCAGCUAGACCAACGCGGAUGUGAAUCAUGUGAUGGCCGGCUUCGAUCACGGCGCCAUACGCAGGUCAAAUCCAGAUAAGCUAUGCACCGCAAUUGUAUUCUACAGAUUCUCUACAAGUAUUUCAAGCCCUUGGGGACCCACUAGUUCUCCGCGGCAGCCUGCUCCAUGCAAAUCUUGCCGAAAUACAGCUUUGAAGGCUGCACUUGCACUGUGUAUGCCGCAUUAAGAGACGUGGACGAUGGACCAAUGGUAUUCCGGCCGGUGACUAUUUCGGAGGAGGUGUGUGACGGAUUCUAUGGCGUACGUCAGCUAGAUAAUCCGAACCCAGAUAAAAUGGUGGCCUGCCGCAUCGUGCAUAAGACGCAGUUUGUGGAAAAAUUGCCGGUACCAGGCAAGGAACAAAGUUUCUUUGGUAAGGAAACCGGCAUCCUGUAGCGCAAACACACCGUCAGCUUUGUCACGGCCCAAUUGCUACGUGGAGUGGAUUUCCUCCCUCGUUUCCUGGCUGAAACCUGCAGGCUAGCGUUAGGACCUGGAGAUCGUGUGUGUGGUGGCCUGUGUUCACGGACACCAACUGCUGAAUGGGAUACCAUGAAGUUCAAGUGUGCCGGAGCGCACUAUCCGACAUUUGCGAUGGAUAUCGGUUGUCGUGUAUUCGCACGGGCGGGACCUGACACGGCGACGGUCGUUUGCGGCGAAGUGCAUGGUGACGCCGCCGAGCGCAAAAUGUUCUGGAACGAGAACGCCGUGCGGGAAGCGUGCCACAGGUAUCUCACUGAGCAACAAAAAGUCGACAGUACCACUGCCACGAUAAGUGGAGCAAGUCGUCUGCAAUGUGAUGUGGACGACGCGAAGAUUACCGACCUUCCUCAUCCAAUCCUGGCAGGUGCUUCUGUGCAAUCUGGACAUCGUUACGCAGUUGUGCAUGAACCGGCUGGAUGAAAACACUCGCCUGCACUUUCCGAGUAUCAUUCCGGCGUUAUGGAUAAUUCUUGGCACAAAGUGAGAAACCACUGAGAAGGAGACCACGUAAAUAACCAAUAAUUCGAAACAAUGUUAAUAACCUAAUUGCAUUACAAAAAGCGGUAGAGAAAACGGCACUACUUCAGAUGUUAUUAAUUUUAAUGAGUACAUAAUUUAUGUGCGUAAUUUAUGUCGCACAACGACAC
Molecule: messenger RNA, 1180 nt
Organism: Paramacrobiotus metropolitanus
Lineage: Eukaryota; Metazoa; Tardigrada; Eutardigrada; Parachela; Macrobiotidae
Exons: 4
Coding region: 603-953 (116 amino acids)
Source: RefSeq, a predicted model, not a curated record